CUAUAGAAUGCUUGCAUUUCGCACUUUACUUGUAACAUAUAGGUAAGUGUAGGUUGUCUAACUCUUUUGAAUUAUCGUUUAAAAAAGAAACAAAACACCUGAAUAAAGUGAAAAAGUAGAGGUUUCUCUAAGAGUCUAAACUGAAGAUUGAACAUUUGUAUUUAGAUGAACUUAGUGUCAUCUCACAAGAACUGUGCUUUGUAGAUACAUCAAAACUUUUACAAUGAAGACAGUUUUGAUGGUGGCUGAGAAGCCCUCACUAGCUCAAUCAUUAGCUAAAAUAUUGUCCAAUGGGAACAUGAACUCAAGGAAAGGCUCCAAUGGGGCUUGUUCCAUUCAUGAAUAUACUGGCAAGUUCAAUGGAGAGCAAGUCUUCUUCAAAAUGACUUCAGUCUGUGGACAUGUCAUGGGUUGUGACUUUCCAGGCAAAUACAAUAACUGGGACAAAGUAGAUCCUGUAGAGCUUUUUACAGCACCAAUUAGCAAGAAAGAAGCCAAUCCAAACUUACAUAUGCCAACAUUUUUACGGAAAGAAGCCACCAGUGUAGACUAUCUGGUCUUAUGGUUGGAUUGUGAUAAAGAGGGAGAGAACAUUUGCUUUGAAGUUAUUGACUGUGUCAGGAGUGUAAUGAAUCGUCUAUCCACUCAGCAAAUCUACAGAGCAAGAUUCAGUGCAAUUACAGAUACUGACAUAAAGCACGCCAUGAAUCAUUUAGUUCAACCCAAUAAGAAUGAAGCGUUGUCUGUGGAUGCAAGGCAGGAGUUAGAUCUACGAAUUGGAUGUGCCUUUACACGUUAUCAGACUCGUUUCUUUCAGGGUAAAUAUGGAGAUCUGGACAGUACUCUGAUCUCUUAUGGACCUUGUCAGACUCCUACUCUUGGUUUUUGUGUUGAACGUCAUGAUAAAAUCCAGUCCUUCAAGCCAGAGCCUUACUGGGUGAUUAAUGUGCAGGUUCAGCUCCCAAAUGGGAAAAAUCUAUAUUUAGAUUGGGAAAGGGUGCGACUGUUUGAUAAAGAAGUGGCCCAAAUGUUUGUUAAUCGUAUCAAGACCGGAGAUGGUGCAUUGGUCUUGGAAACUAUUCAGAAAAGAGGAGAGAAACAAAGACCUCUUGCUUUAAAUACAGUUGAAAUGUUGAGAGUAGCCAGUUCAGGGUUAGGCAUGGGUCCUCAGCAUACAAUGCAGAUAGCUGAAAGACUCUACACCCAAGGAUACAUCAGUUACCCCAGGACUGAAACUAACUCUUAUCCAGAAAAUUUUGACUUGAGAGGUACUUUGAGACAACAGGCUUCCCAUCCAGUUUGGGGCAAAUAUGUGACAGAGCUGCUACAGAAUGGCAUUGAGAAACCAAAGAAGGGCCAUGAUGCAGGAGACCAUCCACCUAUCACUCCUAUGAAGGCUGCCACUGAAGGAGAGUUAGACCAUGACAGCUGGAAGCUCUAUGAUUACAUCACUAGAAACUUUAUUGCUACUGUCAGUCCCAACUGCACUUACCUGCAAACAACUAUUUAUUUUGAGAUUGGCUCAGAGAAGUUUUCUUGCACCGGAAAAGUUCAGGUUGACCCUGGGUUCACCACUAUCAUGCCAUGGAUGCAACUGGGCGAUGAUGAGGAGAUACCUUCUUUGAAGAAAGAUGAAAAGUUGUCAGUAGAAGAGGUGAAACUGGUAGAGAAACAAACCAGUCCCCCUGACUAUCUGACUGAGAGUGAACUGAUUUCUCUGAUGGAGAAGCAUGGGAUUGGCACUGAUGCCAGCAUCCCUGUUCACAUCAACAAUAUCUGUGAGAGAAACUAUGUCUCCAUCAUCCCUGGCAGGAAGUUGAAACCAACACCACUUGGUAUAGUACUUGUUCAUGGCUACCAAAAGAUAGAUGUUGACCUGGUGUUACCUACGAUUAGAUCAUCAGUGGAACAACAGCUGGCACUUAUAGCUCUGGGGAAAGCAGACUUCUUAGAAGUCAAGCAACAUGCCAUUGAUAUAUUUCACAGAAAGUUUCGCUACUUUGUGGACUGCAUCACUGCUAUGGAUGAAUUGUUUGAAAUGACGUUUUCCAGCUUAGCUGACAGUGGAAGACCAUUGUCUAGGUGUGGAAAGUGUCGAAGAUACAUGAAGUUUGUCCAGGCCAAACCUUCUAGGCUCUACUGCUGUUCUUGUGAUGAGACAUUUUCUUUACCACAAAAUGGAAAUAUUAAACUUUACAAGGAGCUGAAAUGUCCAUUGGAUGAGUUUGAGCUUGUAUUAUGGACAACUGGAGCUAAAGGAAAGACUUAUCCCCUGUGUCCAUACUGCUACAACAAUCCUCCUUUCAAUGACAUGCGUAAGGGCAUGGGCUGCAACGAGUGUACUCACCCAACCUGCUCACAUGCUUUUGCACAAAACGGGGUGUCAGAAUGUGUUGAGUGUGACAACGGCGUCCUCGUUCUGGAUCUUACGUCGGGACCUAAGUGGCGCAUGGCUUGUAACAAAUGCAGCGUAGUCAUCCAUUUUUUUGAGGGAGCUUCCAAAGUGAGUGUCAAAGAUGAGUCCUGUGAAGAAUGUGGUGCCAAUGUUGUAGAAGUUGCAUUUAAGGAAGGCAAAAGCCCUUUACCAGAGUCCAGCUCUGAACACACUGGUUGUGUUUUCUGCGAUGCUAUCUUCAAACCUCUUAUAGAGAAACAUCAUGCGGUUGCUCUCAGAAGAACCGGAGGAGCUCGAGUCAGCAGAGGAGGAAGAGGGAGGGGAAGAGGCAGAGGACGUGGGCGAGGAAAACCUAAAGACAAGAUGGCACAAUUAGCUGCAUAUUUUGUAUAAACUGGAAAUGCUAGUCUAAUAUCAUAUAAAUAUACUGUUAUAGUCAUUUUUACAAGAUCAUAUUUUUGAUAAUUAAUGAAUGUUCUGAAUUUGUAUUUGCAUGAUUUAGCAAUGAAUGUAUAAAACUAGUUAAGUUUAUUUAGAUGUUUAAACAAAACUAUUUAUUUCCCUAUUGCUUGAAUUACUUUAGUCCUAAUUAGAACAUGACCUCUUACUUCAAUUCGCUUAGAUACAAGAUGC
This is a messenger RNA of Biomphalaria glabrata, 3028 nucleotides long. RefSeq names its product DNA topoisomerase 3-beta-1-like. The coding region runs from base 224 to 2788 and encodes 854 amino acids. The record is from RefSeq and is a predicted model, not a curated record. Gene Ontology annotation, molecular function: DNA topoisomerase type I (single strand cut, ATP-independent) activity; DNA binding. Lineage: Eukaryota; Metazoa; Mollusca; Gastropoda; Planorbidae. Gene Ontology annotation, biological process: DNA topological change. The transcript is spliced from 18 exons. Gene Ontology annotation, cellular component: nucleus.